UGGCAACACCAAGCAGUAAGUGGCUUUUCAAAGGCUGGGCCGCUCUGUCACGACCACCCCUUUUUUUCUCUUUUAUCAGCUCUCAAACCAUUCUCCAUAAUGCAGCUGCAGCAGUCAUUUGGGACACAACAGAGUUGGCACAACAUGGGGACUUUCGUCUUUAUAUGCUUCAAGCUGUCAGUGUGAUUUAAGUCUUUUGGAGAAAAGUGAAUUUUGUCAUUUUUACUGCCGCAGGAUAUCGCUACACACCACAGCAUCUGCAUUUAGGCAGAUGUCUUCUGAACAACAGGAUGGGAAACUGUUCACCGAUGCCUGAGGCCUUGCUUUCUGAAGAGCAUAAUUGGAUACAGACAGUCACGCUUUCACACAGUAAAUGGAAUUAUUGUAUUUGUUUCAUGUUAUUGCUUUUUUCUCAUAAAUUCAAAGUCAACUCAAAUGACAAAAAAAUUCCAUCCUAGCGCUAUCGACAGAAGAAGAAAUGAGGGAGUCCAAAAGGAAAUGGUAAAGCAUUUGUUUAAGCAUCAAAAUGUCAGAACUGACCUUUUGUCCCAGAGAAAAGAAAUGUAUUGACAGGGAUAAAAACAAAUGCACUGAGCGGUUGCAUGACUUCUCCAGAUGUCCUGCUUGUAACAGAGACAAUGACGAGACCCUGAUUCUGCCAUGUUCUCAUACCAUGUGUAUUCACUGUAUAUCAACGGAAGGGGAGAAGCGGUCCGGUCAAUCUCCUCGCUAUGAUCCGAGCCCACGUGUCUGCUCUGUGUUGUGUCCAUUGUGUCUGUAUGAUGUGGAGCUGCCAUGUAGGACAUGGUCCACUGCGCUAUCCUGUCUCCCAAAAUAUCCUACUCUUAAGUCUGAAUCUGUCAGCCAGGAGACUGGCAGAUGCGAUGGAGCAUCUGAACCACACCGACCACCACCACCACGUAUGCAGUUCCACUGUCAAAUUCAGGUGGACGCCUACGCCGUGACUGCAUAUGAAGAGAGGGCACAAUGCUCCAGUGCUUGCAGUUUCACCGUAUCACCAGCUGAGGGCAAUAUAGAACUACACGAGGAGGCGAUGGAGCAGUCUGUUUUUGGUUUAAAAUUUGCUCUAGAUCAAGCAACAGCCCCGCCUUCGCUCCUUCUUUCCAACUCCUUCCUCACUGUUACUUACCAAGAAGCGAUCUCUUUUGCUCCACUUCCAAACAAAAUCAAGAAGCUAAUGAUGACCUCUGACCCUGGGGUAAUGGUUUACCUCCCUCAAGUUUGCGCUGAUGUUGUCAUUGCACAGGGGCAGUAUUACUGGGAAGUGGAGGUCUGCAACAGUUCUGUCUACAAAAUUGGUGUGAGCUCUCCGGAUGGCCAUAAAGGCUGGUGGCUGGAAAGACAGGGUUUGUCAUUUUGUACAGUUUAUGAUGGGAGAAGAGAGUUGCUCAACACUGUCCCUCCUCAAAUCAAAGCUAUUGGGCUGUUUCUUAAUUUUGGAGGGGGAGCGCUUAGCUUCCAUAAUCCUGUGACCCAGGAGCACCUCGUCACUCUGCCUACCCGCUUCAAUCCGUCGGGAGUGUUACCAACUCUGGGCCUCGGUCAGGGUUGGCUUCGAUUGCGUUGUGGCCUCCCCGCUCCUCUAUAUGUUUUCCUCAGUAAAAACUCAGCCUUUCGAGGCCCCUGUGGAGCCAGUAGAGGCAGCUGGCACAAGCAUAUUCCUUUCCAGUCAGUGCGUAAAGUUAUACAGGUGUUUGAGGAGUUGUCUGCGUCAAACUGUGCUUUGAAGCCCAGUUUUGAUUAACCCUGCUCCUGAGGAUUCUGUGCAAUACGUCCUCCUGGGCACACCGGACAGGAAACUGGGGGCUGAAGAAGACAAUCCUACUCUACAAUGGAGACAUGCACUGACAGACCCACAAAUCCUCAGAAAGGUUUGAUCUAUGGGCGCUAUUUGAAAGGCAAAUGUUCCAUCUUGAAGGCCUUUCGGAUGCCUCAUUCCAUUCUCUGUUGACCCCAGACCUGUAAUUGACUCUCUCCCCAGGACACAGUUCUUUCCCUCAAUCAAACACCCCCGCUACUGUGGGCUUGGGCCAGAAUGAGUCCUCAAUAUUGUGGAGUGUAAGGGUGGGCUUUUACCAGUGUGACUUCUUAAUUUGUCUCAGUGUGACGGUUGUUAGACAGUAGGGAUCCUUACACUCGCAACACAUCCCUGAGUACAUGGCCACGAGCUCUACUACCAAAAGUGUGUGAUUUCGCCACUUUACUCCUACAUUGCUGCUGUGUAAACAAGUGGAAAUAAUUUGUAAGCAGUGAGAGGUGAUAUAGAGAGGUGUGAGUACAGUGACACCAGUGGUGUCAACUCAGAGCAACAAGGACAGGUGGUACUAAAUGUUUAUCCCACGCUCUGCCUUCGAUCGGACAGUAGGCUGCCCUUUUUUGACCCUUUGAAAGCCGCAGGACUCCCAAAUACUUCAAAAGGGACAGCAGAGCGCAAGAGAACAGAGAGGGGGAAAAGAGAAAACAGCAUGCAUGAAUUAAAGACAGCAGGUGACGGUAAAAAGAAAUGAGCUGAGAGAGGAUUUCCCAACAGCUUCCAAGCCAAGAAUCCCUGAAAAGAUCAAAAUGUCUUUGACUGUGAAUUAAUUUAAAACCAGCACUGAGUUGCGUUGGCCGCUAAAUUACGUUAGAAGUGCGGUCAGAGCUGUCAGCAUUUAUACGUUAGUGUUUAAACUACUCAUUUGUCCGUUGUAAUUGAGGUUUCAAAUAUUUUUAUGUGAGGGAAUACUUGGGUGACCCUUUUGAAAGGCUGCUCACUUUUUCAACUUUUAUGGUUGGUUCUUGAUGUUGAUAAUUGACAGCAUAUCAGUUAAAACUGCAUAAAACACACAAUGAAAAUGUUGUAAAAUUGUGUGCGUUUUAUUACAUGUCCAUAGUAUUAUAUUACGAAAAUAAAAUGUAGGCUAACGAGCUAGGUUACAAGAAGUUACGGUAGAGUAGGUGCUAUAACAGUUAACCUAACGUGUUCAUGCAAGGAAUGUGUUUUUAAAAUUGUUAACGACCCUACAGUUAUGUGUUUAAAUGGUUUUAAGAGUUCUACAAGUUUAAGGCCCUGAAUGUGUUUCGGCUAAGUCAGGGACCGGGCGCGAGUGGAAGGAGAAAGAGUAUUAGGGUCCAGCAGACAGUUAGAGCAGAAAGAGAAAUUUAGUGUUGUUGUUUUUGGCGGGGACAAGGAUGCUUUUCUUUCAAAAAUAAAAGAGAUGGUACACUAUGUUCAAAACGCUGAUAUAAAACUGUAAACAGGAAAGACAUGUCAUGUUUCAAUCCUAAGUCAGAUCGUUUCUCGUGAAUAAUAAGUCAGUCAAGUCGAGUCCAAGCAAGUGGCAUGUCCUAAAAAAAAUGGCAACUUGAAUCAAAUCAUGUGACUCGAGUCUCUAGCUAAUGGCAAUUAGGAGAUCAGCCACCACCUAAACAGUUGAUAACACUGCACCAUAAUGCGACUGAAAUCUUGCAUUUCUCGCAAGGUCCCCCUGAUCAAGAAGGCACAUGUACAGCCCCGCCAUUAAGUUUUGACGGUGAAUAUAUAAGUAAGAGAGUGCUUCGGUCAGAUGAAACCAAAGUUGAAUAAUUUCGGGGGAACUUCUGCUUCGGAACAAAAGUCCAGAUGAAUGCCAAGGUAAAGAACCUCUGACACGCUGAUCCACAAUUGUUGUGUUGUUGUUGUCGGUAUUUGCGCUCGGUCAGACGGAACUGAUACAACCACGUCAUCGUCCCAGGAAAAAUGUGUAUGUGUUUUGCACACAAAAAUGCUUGGGCGGUGUUUGGUAACCCAUCCACUCUGGGUUUCGGUUUUUAAAAAAUGAUCAUUGUUUUAGCUCCCAAAACGUUGGCUCUGUAUGGACGAAGUCUUGAAACAAUAAAA
This is a messenger RNA of Phyllopteryx taeniolatus (common seadragon), 3880 nucleotides long. RefSeq lists its product as uncharacterized. The transcript is spliced from 5 exons. The record is from RefSeq and is a predicted model, not a curated record. NCBI's taxonomy places the organism in Eukaryota, Metazoa, Chordata, Actinopteri, Syngnathiformes, Syngnathidae. The coding region runs from base 527 to 1765 and encodes 412 amino acids.